AUGUCGCAGGAGCAGGGACCCGAGGGCCUCGAGCGCGGCCUCGACGAGGGGCGGCUCGUCCUGGCAGUGGCUGAGCCAGCGGAGCGCCACGACGAGCACGAGACGCGGCUCGCCGGGCUUCGAGAGAGCGCCCGGGUGCCACCGCACGAGCUCGAGCAGGGCCAGCUCGUGGCUGCUGGGCCCGCCGUCGGCGCCGCGCUGCAGGGCCAGGCGCAGACCUCGCCGGCCGCAGCGCCGCAGGGCCCGGCCGCGCAGCAUGGUGCUCGCCUCGGGUGCGUCGUCGUCGGCAGCAGCGCGCCCCCGCCGGCUGCUUCUUCUCCUUCGGCGCGCUCUUCGGUGCCCGCCGAGGACGCUUCCUCUUCCUCGCCGGACGAGAACCAGCCGGACGCAGGUUCGCUGGCCUGUGACACAGAGUGUGACUCGAUGCCUGCCAUAGCAAGCACUGGGUCCCGUGGAGGAGGCACAGCUGAGCCCCUGAUGGCUGCCCCACCUGGCAACCCAGAGGCACUUCUGAAUGGUCAGCAGCAGCAGGCACCCUUUCGGCCGCCCAGGCAGCCGGCUACGCUGCAGCCGCAACCACAGCCACAGCCGCAGCCACUCAACCCGGAAGCCCUCGGGGAUCGUGGUGAACCCCGCCCACCAGGCCAUUGGGAGGUAGUGAAUGGUGAAAAGAGUGGACUGCGCUGCAAGGGCCCAGUGCAGAAGGGCUAUGGCGCUGCCCCUAUGGGCACCGUUGGUGCUGCCGCUCCGUCUUAUGUGGCACCCCCACACGUGGUGCUUUUGCACAUCAAUCCAGGAGAAACCAUCUUUUUCCAGAUGGGCGAUCAAAUGCAGUUUGUUCAAGGGCCUGCCACAGUGCAGCUUGUGUCCAACAGCAGUACACCUCCCAUGGCAGUGCCAGUCCAGGUGCCUCCGGGUCAUGUGAUGCAGCAGAUAGUGGACGAGAACGGCACACUACGCCACAUCAUCCUCUCGCCACAACCUCCCCAUGUCGCCAUGCCCCAGCCUCCUGCCUACACGGGAGCAGCGCCUGGUGCGGCCCAGCCCGCCUUCUACCCGUACCCGGCCACGGCUGCUGCUGGUCCAACUGCACAGGCUUCCCCUUCUACUGCGCCACCUUUUGUGGGCCAGUUUCACUCACCUGCUGCCAUGCAGUCCCAACUCAGCCCACACUCACCACAGGGCCAUGCAAAUCCAAGUGGACAGCCCCACAAGGAUGAGCGAUCGCAGAAGCAGUUCUUCAAGCUACGCAAGAAGCUAGAAUCUCGCCCUCCUCCCUCUGCUUCGGGUGCACACUCGGAGUCUCCUAGAUCAAGCCGCAGUUCACCAGGCCCCUCAGGUUGUGGCAGACUUAGCCAUGGAGCAGAACAACAAGUGGCUUUGCCACGGUGCCCAGAUGCCCUGGUGCAGCUGUCCUCUCUGCGGGUGCCGACGGUGUCGCAGCUGAGUGCGCGGCAAGCAGUGGCAUCUUGGAGCGCCCCUGAGACGGCUGGGGGAGCCACACUGGAUGGUGUAGCCUACGAGCUUCUCCUUUCCGAGAAGGGCUUGGACAGGCCUGCCAAGCUGUUCAAAUGUGGCAAAUCGUUAGAACAAAAGCUCGAAGAUCUGAAGCCCGCGACAGAAUACUUGCUGUGCAUUCAAGCCCAUUUGGAUGACAUUCGAGGAAGCCCUUCACCUAGUGUUGAGUUCAAGACAAGCAGCUGUGAACCAGACACACCCCAGCCGCCCAAACUGGUGUCUCGAACCAAAAAUACACUAGUGCUAAAAUGGAAUGCUCCCUCCGACAAUGGUUCCAAGAUCACCUGCUACAUGCUUGAGUAUGACCAGGGUAACGAUGGCCAGUUUGUGCCCGUGUUCACGGGGCUGCAGAAGCAGUUCAAGGUGUCCAAGCUCGCUGCCUCAACUUUCUACAGCUUCCGUUUGGCGGCAACCAAUGCAGUGGGGACCAGCCCAUGGAGUGGUGUGAGCCGCUUCACGACAAGUGGGGCUGCCCCGCCUGCCCCGGAGCCACCAAAGGUGGUUCAGGUGACUUGCUCUACAGCAACACUCGAGUGGAACACCCGGCCCUGUGACGACUCCUACACCCUCUCGAUAGAGCAGGAGGGAUCGCAACAUGGAUUCUUGCCAGUUUACAAUGGGUCUGACACCAAGUUCACCUGUACGCGUCUUGUCCGCAAGACUGAGUACAGGUUUCGGCUGGUUGCCCACAAUGAGGAAGGCUCAAGUGGGCCGAGCCGUGUUGGAAGCCUGCAAACACUGGCUGACAGACCAGGAAGGCCAUCACGCCCCAGUGCAAAGGGGCGUGUCCACAGCAAUCACUUCUUGGCAGCUUGGGAUGCACCAAAGGACGACGGUGGUGCACCUGUUACUCAGUAUUGCUUGCAAAUGGAUUCAGGAAAAGGAUUUGAUGCAGUCUAUACUGGUUCAGAGAGGGAAGCCACAUGUUCUGGCUUGGAACCUGGCUCGUCAUACAGGCUCAGAGUGAACUGCACCAGUUGUGGAGGUACCAGUGAUUUUUCGGAGGUGUCUACUGUCGUAACGGCAGCUCUCUGCCCUGGAAUAUGCGACCCUCCCCGGCUUCAUGGGAAACCCAAAGCCAUUUCAGCGCAUCUGCGUUGGGGAGCAGCAUCGUCAACGGGUGGUGCCGCUGUGACGGCAUACGAGCUCCAGGUGUCGGAGGAAGAUGACAGCCAGUCACGAGUGGCUUACCGAGGCCCCGACAUGGAUUGCACGGUGGCAGGCCUCUUACCAGGCUGCACCUAUCUGUUCCGUGUGCGGGCAGUCAACUCGGUUGGGGCGGGGCCCUGGUCGGAGCCUCUGCAGGCACAGAGUGGUGCGGGUGCCCCGGACACACCAGCCAAUCUGGCUGUCCAGGUGAAAGGUGCAACCUGUGCUGCAGUCUCGUGGGAUGAAGCGGUCUGCCACGGAGCUCCGGUCUCGGAGUAUCAGCUCGAGUGUCGUCGUGCUGGCGGGGAAGAGGAUGCUGCCUACGUGCAAGUGUAUGCUGGACGCAACACCCACUACGAAGCACGCAGCCUUGAGCCAGCCUCCACUUACUGCUUCCGCGUCAUGGCUUGCAGCAGCGCUGGUUCGAGCACCUUCUCUGACCCGGUAGAGUGCAGCACGCCUGCUGGUGUCCCUGGACCUGUCGGGCCUCUGACUUGUGUCAGGGGUCCCACCAGCCUUGAAGUGUCCUGGUCUGCGUCUGCAUGCCAUGGUGCUGACAUCACCCACUAUCUGGUCGAAGUCUGCGAAGGAUUACCAGUGCACAGUCAGGCACAGGCACCAAGCCCAAUGACAUCGACGCCUGUGACGCACACUACUGAGGGCACCCAGAUUCUGCUCACAGAUUUGCAACCAGAAACGAACUACAGGGUGCGGGUGCAGGCUGUGAACGCAGUCGGCGCGGGCCCCCUGAGCAGCCCCGCAUUGCGCACAAGCACGCAGGCACUGCCACCACCUGCACCAACCCUCGAGUGCCUCUCGACUGGGCACAACAGCAUGCGGUUGCGCUGGACCGACCACCAGGCAGCACGAGAUGUGCUCCACUACACGCUCGACAUGGAAGUCAAGCCUGGCAUCUUCGCGAUGCUAUACCAGGGGCCCAGCCGCUCAUACAAAGCUCUGCGGCUCCAGGAGAACCAAGCUUAUAGGUUCCGUGUUCGUGCUUCUAGCGAUGCUGGAGACGGGCCCUACUCGGAACCUUACACCUUCACGACAAGCCGUGCUGUGCCACCUGCCGUCAGAGCACCACGUGCCAGUCCAUUGGGUGAGAGCAGCUGCUUGCUGGAGUGGCAGCCUGUGAAGCCCGUGGGCGAUGACCCCAUCAGCUACGUUGUGCAGCUGCAGCAUUCGGGCAACUCUGAAUUCUCUGUGGUGUAUCGUGGUCGGGACACCAGUUGCACCCUGAGCAACCUUGUGCCACGGGGUGCCUUCCACUGGGCCCGUGUGGCCGCCGUGCGCCACUGUCCACAGAGCCCCGAGCCCCUGUGUGGUCCGUAUGGGCCUGCCACCUCCUUCCAGCUAAGUGCCCCCUCUGCGCCUGCCUCCGAGCCAGCCAGCGAGUCUGCCACUGGUGCAGCUCGUAGCACAACUUGGACCCUUGGAGACCAGCAGUGGGCAGGGCUCCUGGUCGGUGGCUUCACCCUGGCAGCUGUCCUGGUGGCUGUGCUGCUUCAAGAGCUGGUAUCCUGGACACAAUGACCAACACAGGGCACAGCUACUGCACUGAUGAUCCAUUCUCGCAGUGCACCGAAGGAAAGCUUGCCUUUGAUGCCAGCUGCAGAAGCAAUCUGUAAACGUGGGCCAAACUGUGCGUGGAGCUUUUCGCCGAUCGACCCCAACUGGACUCUGUGCAUGAACUCGUCGUAGGCACGGUGUCUCUCCUCGUCUGUCGGCGUGCCGCCACCCGUCUCGCUUCCGAGAAGUGUUGCGCACACGCCUAUUGGAGCUUCGCGCUCAGGGUCUAGAAGCCGUAGAUGAUGCACUUGUUUCCCUGCACUCUUGUUGUGAGGCAAUCUCUGAAGCCUGCUUGUGGUCCAAUGUGGCUCUUCUGUCCUGGGCACUAUUGCUGUGAAAGAAUGGGUGGGGCGGGGGAGUGCUGUGGGUUGGUGGGGCAUCGUGCAAUGUUGUCUGCCUUUCUUGGCACUCAAUGUCAUGACCUCUCUGUUUCUAUGUCUGUUGGCUGCUUGGUACCAUGUGGGCUUUUAAAUGUGUGUGUGUGUGCGUGUCUGGAUGUCUGUGAUGUCUUGCAUGAUGAAGGGCUCUCUUAGUUCCAGGUGAGUGCUCCUGUGUGUGUGCAUGUAGAAAUGUGUGCAUACUGUGCACGCUGCAGCAAUGUGCAUGUUUCAAGUGUGGCUUUCUGAACCUGGCAGAACUUGUGAUCUCUGUUGCUUCUGUGCUUUUACAAAGUUGACAUGUUGGGGAUGUUAAAUGGACAAAGGUCUUCAGCCAGGCUUAACACUCUGGGGUAACUUCAAGGCUCAGGGGUGUGGUACACAUUUACAUUGGCAGCAGUGCUGACAAGUCCACUUUUCCUGUUUAUCAAUUUUUUUCCCCAAGUAUUUCAAUGCAUGUUCAUAUUGCCACUUUUAUUGGUGGGGUCAUCUGUGCGAGACAUUUGCUAAUGCGCACCACGUUUUGUCUGGUCACACAACUGCGUCCUGUAGUUAAGUCUUCCCAUUCCUUGCAAUGGACCAGAUGUGCUCAGCCAGUGCCAGAUCUCUCGAACACUUUUUUUUUUUCCUUCCUGUCUCAUUUUUCUUGUUUCUUCACAAUACUCGAGCCUUUUGGAUCACUUACUCAUUUCUCUUUUCUCUUUGGUUCCUCGGUUGGCACCUUACAAUACUGAGCCAGCCACCAUAUAUGUACACUUUAUACACUUUUUUUCCCCCUUUAUUGCAAAUAUGAGGUUCAACAUUUGGACCCCUUUGGAGAUUGUUGUAAUGUCACAGUUCCUGGAACAAAUCGCUGAGAAUGUCUUCUGGCAUUUGACAAGCCGGUCAACUGUGUUAUACUGUCGCUGAUGCUUUUGGGUGCAGUUGUUCAAAACUCAUUGUGGAAUCCUAGUGUGUCAUUGCAGUCUGUGAGCCGCAUUGUUCUCCCACGAAUGAAUGUCUAGUGUUGCAGCACUCCCGGUGCCACAUUGGGUCUUGACUCGAAGUAAUGCAUUACUCUUGUGUUUUUUUUUUUUUUUUCAAAACUGGGUGUAUCUAUGUGUGUGUGCGCGUGUGUGUGCGUGUGCGCAUGUGUGUGCACGUGCGUAUGUGUGCGCACGCACGCUGUUCUUGUAUGCCUUAUUUUUUACAGAUGUAUAAAACUUCCUUCUGGGAUGUACUUACUCGCUUUGUUGUUGUUGUUUUAGAGCUGUUGCCUUUUUUACACAGCCACUUGCAUUUCCCAGCACAAGCCUUCAGUGUACUAGUUUGCUAUGCAGUAAGCAGUCAUAAGCCAGCAGCUACCUAUUUGCACUCUGUUUACGGGCUACAAAUUUUUUGUAACUUUGGGUUUUUAUCAGAUUUUGGCUUUGUUUAUGCAACUGACUUCUGCCUUUGUUCAAACAAUUUGCUUUGUUCAGCUGAAAAAAAAAAAGAGCCUUGCAUUUUGCUUUGCUACGGUUUAUGAAGUGCACUAUGAUGGUGCUUUCUGUGGCAGUUAGCAUUUUAUUGUGGCGAGAAAACAAAAUGGGCUUACUGACAAGGUUUUCGAGACCUUACUUUGCUCAUAGCCAUUUGCAUGGCCUCCUGCGUAUCCCUUGCUUCCUGGAUGGUGGGUCGCUCGGCAUUGACCCUGCGCCAGGUUGGCCAUAGCCACAUCAAUAAUACAUUUUGCAUCCAAGCACUGCACACUCGCGCACGUUAAUUGUGUAAAGUUGUUAGUAAAUUUGCCAUUAUGCCCUGAAGUUCUUCUUUUCUCUCUUGCAUGUCAUUAGAAAAGUGUGGCAUUGUCGCCUUGUUUUGUUAAACCCCUCCCAAGUAACUGACCAGUGCAUUUGGGUUCUUUUGAUGAAACUGUGCACAUAGCAUUGCAAGAUCGAGCGUUACUGCCGGUGAUCGGCACAGACAUGUUGGCAGUAAAAAUGCACUGCUGCAUCAUGCUGUGGUAAUCAAAAAAACAAAACAAAAGGUGCUGAUUGAAGGCCCAGUCAGGAUUUAGGUAGAGCCCGUGAUGACAUAGUGUGGUUGGAUUGUGGUGUGCUGGAAAAUGGUGAGAGGGUAUUCUCUCUCCCUUUUUUUUUCUAUUUUAGGUGCAGUGACGUUGGCUUUUGUUUUUUUAGCGAGAUUGGCUACUCUGGGAGCAAAAAAGCAGGACUUUACGGGAUUCCUUGGAGAACAAGCAUUUAGUCGCCGUUGCAGGCCCUUUGUCGUGCUGGGCAUUUCUUUCGUUGCUCCGAACUUGACUGCAGAGUAAGUUCAGAGCGCUCUUGGGGCCCCCGACAGCACUGCAUUAUGUUUGUGAAGAAGUUUGUGCAUAUGUGAAUGUGCAGGGAUGAGUUAUGAAAGUGAGCACUUGAGCGUGAGGUAUUUUUGACAUGCAUGUGACCAGUCCACAUUGUUUUAUCUGUGCGCUGAAGUUUUUACAUAUCUAUGGGUUUAUUAACAGAAAAAUUUUAUUUUCUUAAAUAUACAGUAGUAUUACUUGUCUAUAAUAUAUAUAUAUACAUAUACAUAUUGAGAUAUAUAUAUAUAUCUACAGAAUGCGUCGUAUAUAUAAUAUACAUAUGCUCUCCAGAUGUUUUACACGCAUUUCUUGUUACUUGUGUGUUCUGUUACUGACGAGUUUUCUUGGAAAAACAGCGAAGUGUCAAGGUACAGUGUGCAUUCUUCCAUAAGAUAGUGUUUGCUGUAACUGUUCCUUCCUGUACACAUAUUGUUUUGCUCACUACAACUAAUUUUCUUUUUUCGCUCUUGUAUGAUACCUGUAUAUUGCUAAAUGAAUAAACGUAUUCACAACACA
Molecule: messenger RNA, 7455 nt
Organism: Dermacentor albipictus
Lineage: Eukaryota; Metazoa; Arthropoda; Arachnida; Ixodida; Ixodidae
Product: fibronectin type-III domain-containing protein 3A-like
Molecular function (GO): protein binding
Source: RefSeq, a predicted model, not a curated record